CGCACGCUGGCCGCGAAACAAAACAAUCCCCGGCCGGCCUCGUUUUCUGGCGUUGAGCAUUCCGGUCCCGCCCCCUGGCCAACGGUGGAAGGGUACAGUAUCAUUCCAGCUCCCGCGACCCGCAGCGGUCUUCGUCUCCAUGGCAACGACUUCUCGGGGUUUGGGAUUUGGGAAUGAGAACAUAUUCGAAUAUUUCCUUAAAAAUAAACAGAUUAAAUCAGAAGAUGGAGCUGAAAUCACCUGGUAUCAUGCAGCUAACCAUAAGUCACAAAUGAGAGAGGCACUAAAAAGUAGUGCUCACAUGAUAGAGGCAGAUGUUGUUCUUUCCUGUGAUGGAUCAGAGCCGAUAAUGGCUCAUCCUCCUGAGACAAGCAGUGAUAACACCCUCCGGGAGUGGUUAAACGAAGUGUUAAAAACCGACAAAGGCAUCAAACUUGAUUUUAAAAGUCUGGCAGCAGUGAAGCCAUCCAUGAUGCUUCUGGAAAACGUUAAAAUGCAUCUGAAUCGUCCUGUGUGGAUCAAUGCUGAUAUACUUCCUGGUCCCAAUGGAAAAAACGAUGAGGUGGAUGCAAGGAAGUUUCUAGAUAUUGUGACAUCCCUUUCCCCAGAUGUGACUUUGUCUCUGGGUUGGACAACUGGAUGGUACCCUAAUCAAAUUAAUGAAGGCUACAGUUGGGCACUGGUGAGAGCUAUGGAAUAUAUAUGUAGGAAACUAAGUCAGCCUGUAACAUUUCCUGUCAGAGCAGCAUUACUUAGGCAGUCUUUUGGUCCGUUGCGUUGGCUGUUACAGCAAUCAGAUAGAUACAGUCUGACUAUUUGGACAGGAAAAGAUGAUAAAUAUUCCGUUGAAGAUUUGCUUUAUGUCAGAGAAAAUUUUGGGAAGAAGCGAGUUUUCUAUGAUAUCUUUGAACCACAAAAACAAGAAUUCAGACAAGCUAUUGGAAUGGAAACUGAAAAAUAAAAAGAGAUCUUAUAAACUA
Trichosurus vulpecula (common brushtail) is the source of this 980-nucleotide messenger RNA. RefSeq names its product family with sequence similarity 151 member B (gene FAM151B). The record is from RefSeq and is a predicted model, not a curated record. Gene Ontology annotation, molecular function: phosphoric diester hydrolase activity. The transcript has 6 exons. Gene Ontology annotation, biological process: lipid metabolic process. NCBI's taxonomy places the organism in Eukaryota, Metazoa, Chordata, Mammalia, Diprotodontia, Phalangeridae. The coding region runs from base 140 to 961 and encodes 273 amino acids.